AUGGGGGAUGCGGCCGACAAGAACAAGGGCAAAUGGCUGUUCGUGGCCGUGUUUUCCGCCGUGAUCCUGUGCAUCCUCCUCUACGCUUCGGGCUUCCCCAUGCCCGUCCCGUACGGGGCCGCCGGCUUCUUCGGGCCGCGCGGUGCCGGCAACGCCGGCGCUCUGGCUCGUCUUGACAACCAGGUGCACUCCCCGUGCUCGUCGCUGCCCGACCACACCAUCUGCUGCGACCGCUCGGACGAGAACGCCGACGUCUGCUUCAUGUCCGGCGACGUGCGCACGGACGCCGCGUCCCUGUCGCUCCUGCUGUUCCCGCCGCGGGCGCGGUCGCCGGCGGCCGGCGCCACCGCGGAGGAGGAGCGGAUACGGCCCUACACGCGCAAGUGGGACGGCAAGGUCAUGGGCGAUAUCCAGGAGGUGCGGCUCCGUGUGGCCCGGCCGGGGGAGGAGGCUGCCGGCGCCGCGCACCGGUGCGACGUCCGGCACGACGCGCCGGUCCACGUCGUGACGGCGGGGGGAUACAACGGCAACUACUUCCACGCGUUCAACGACGGGUUCCUGCCGUCGUGGGUGACGGUGCAGCACCUCCGCCGCCGCGUCGUGCUCGCGGUGCUCUCGUACAGCCCGCGGUGGGCCGGCGCGUACCGCGAGGUCAUCUCCGGCCUGUCGGGCUACCCCGUCAUCGACCUGCUCAGGGACACGAGGACGCAUUGCUUCCCGGGCGCCAUCGUCGGGACCCGCUUCCACGGCUACCUCGCCGUCGACCCCGCACGGCUCCGGGACAACAAGACCAUCGUGGACUUCCACCGCUUUCUCGCCGGCGUGUACGAGCCGUUGUCCCAAUCCCAAGGCGGCGGCGGCGGCGAGCCGGUGGAGAGAGCACGUCAACAUCAUCCGCGGAGGCCAAGGCUCGGGAUCGUGUCGCGCAGGGGCACCCGUGUGAUCGAGAACCAGGCGGCCGUGGCGGAGCUCGAGGCAUCGGUCGGGUUCGACGUCGACGUCCUGGAGACGGGCAACGGCAACGCCAUGGCGCCACCGCCGCUGCUCUCGGCGGUGUACGCGUGGCGGGGCGUUUUUUCGCUCAUAUAUCGCAAUGAACCGUUGGGCCUCACCCAGAUUUACAUCGCGCAACCUCUUCGGCACGCCGGCCAAGAAAUAUGGAUGGGGCUGCAAACUACGAGCGGAGCACGACGGCAGGACCCAGUUUUUGCACGGCGCGAGAGCUCGCUGAGCCGCGAGUACUCGCCGGAGCACGUCGUCGUGGCCGACCCAGAGAGGGCGAAGCGGAGGCAGGGGAGCACCGAUGAGGGGGACUGGGACUGGGACUUCGUCGGCCGCGUGUACCUCAACGGGCAGAACGUGAGCCUGGACCUCGCCAGGUUCGGGGAGACGCUGGCCAGGAUGCACUCUCGACUGCUGCGGCAACGAGAGAGGGAGGAGGGCCCCGAGUAG
Messenger RNA from Miscanthus lutarioriparius, 1452 nucleotides. The record is from the annotation of a GenBank genome assembly. NCBI's taxonomy places the organism in Eukaryota, Viridiplantae, Streptophyta, Magnoliopsida, Poales, Poaceae.